AGAGAGAGAGGUCUGUUUGUGUUUGUCCAUGUCUAACUGUACUUAAGGUGCAGUCCACUUUUCAACAAGGAAAGACUUGACCACUGCUCCUGAAUUUCAAUGCCUAAAUAUUAGCGGAGGUCUCAUUAUUUGGAGUUUUUAAACACUGACUUGUCGUCCAAAAGGUAUUUUGUAUUGCACCUUGAAACUCUGGAUUGACCAGAACCUUAUCACACCUGGCUUGGAAGGAUCACUCGGAUGCUCAGUAUUUCGAUGAACUUGUAAACUGAAAAUUGUUUUUUGUAUUUUUGCAAUCCGAUUUUUUCCCCUCUGGAAUUCUGAACACCUUCGACAGAACUACAUUGCAAGAAGUCGGCCAUUCAGCCCUUUGUACUUUUCCGAUGGCUCAGUCAGACGUCUGGCCAAAUCCGGACCUAUCAAACUCCACUUUGGUCCACAGCCCCGUCACUUUUUCUUCAGAUGCAACCAACCAAAGAGGAGAAAACGAUGGUGACGGACAAGAAGAAAACGAAGAGGUCGAACUUGCUGAAGAGGUCGGGGAGGACAUUUUGUUAAUGGCCGAGGCAACAGAUGCACGAUCUGACAAAGAAAGCGCAGAUCCAGGUGAACAUGAAGAAAUGGGAAUUCUCUCAACGGCCCCGGUACCAAACGAAACGACAGGGGAAGAAGAGGAAGUGCGGGAGAGACGGGAGGAGUGUGGAGUGGCAGGAGAAGAUGAACGGCCCGAUUUAACGGCCGGACAGACGAAAAAAGCGAGCGGCUUCAAAGAGGAGGCAAUGCCAACAGUGGCUUGGAAUUUGUGCCGCAUCUCAGCAGCAGCGAUGCAACUUGAAGAUGACAACAACGACGAGGAAGGUAAUAAAACAGACCAAAACGCCCAGCAUUCGAACAGCGUUGAAAGUACAGAGCUACCAGUGGAAGAUGUAGAAGAAGCCCAGACAGCAAUCGAGAGUUACGUCGAGACCGGUGACAGCAUUCCGAUUUUGCAAAGUGAAACGGAGCAUGUCGAUUGGGAGGAAUCGGCAACCGGGGGGAUUAUCCAGGAACAAGAAGGCUCAAGUGACACAGAGACCGCUGACACCCAAAAUGACUUUUCAACUGCUUUAGUUGAGGAAAGCAAACAUCAUGUGAGUGAAGAUGAAAGACAAGAGGAAGAGAUUGAGAAAGAGACUAAAAUCCAGCAUGAAGACCAGUUCAUCAGAAUCCAAAACCUGUGUCACAUUCCAAGAAUGGUUGAAGCCGAGAAUGGGCGACACGAGGAAGAAAAUAAGGAAAACGGAAUAUGGGAGGAACCCAUCGGGAGCAAAGAGAUCAUCUGGCACGAGGAAAGGUCUGACCAAACAAACAUAGAAGCAGAAGUUCCGGUUUAUCUUUCAACAAUGGACAAAGACGGAAAUGGCAGUCACAAAAAUGAAGAGCACGGAGAGCGAGAGGAACCGAUUGGGAUCGAGAGCCAAUCACAAGGAGAGCAGCAAAGAUCACGUGACAUCAACACGGUGAGCGACGGUCUGGCGAGUCACCGCACAACACCGGAUGAUGACCAAGAUGAAAAUGCCGCAAGUGCAGACCAAAACGCUCAUGAGAUACAGGAAACGGGCGGCGAUGUGACGCAGGAAGAACAACACCUGAUAACACCGAGCCCGGAGGAAGCUGCUCACGGUAUCCAAGCCGCGCUUACCACGACGCAGGAUUCCCAUGAUGAAAAUCCAGAGUCUACGAACGAGGCCGCUCGGAGCGAUCAAGCCGCGGCUACAAAUUCACAAGAGUCCCUCGAAGGCGCAGUGACGAUAGAUGAAGCCGCUCAGAGCACCGGUGUCUCGGCUUCAGUAUCCCAUGAGGACCGGCAAGGCGCGUCGACCACCGGUGAAGACGACGAACAUGUCGAGGCUCCCCGCAGGGUUCCAGCCUCGGUUAAUAAUCCACAGAGGUCUGAUGAAGGUUGGCAGACGGAAGCCGCCGGCACAUCCACCCAUUUAGAGGACCGCGUGAAAGAUGUCGGCAUUGAGUUAGCAAUGGCGCUAGCAAUGGCGCUCAAGGGUAACCAUGAUCCUUGCCAGGCUUCAGAUACAAGUACUGUCAUACCUCAGUGUUCUUCUGCUGAACCCGCCGCCGUCAUUCCGACCGGCCAAUUGAUCGACAUUGUGAAACACGGUGAAACUACCCCAAGCGACAAAACAAACAGCUCAACCAAACAGGACUUGGACAAUACAAUCUUACAGCGGGAGGUCGUGAAUAUGAAGACGCAGGAGUUGGUGACGGUCACAAUGUCUACUUCAGACGAAGAAACGAAACCAAGUCUGGAAACUGAAGACCUACCAGAUCAACCGGAGGAGGACGUUAGUGUUGACGGAUUUGGGACAUCGGAAAUAAAGGAGCAAAAAGAAAAUACUGCCUUCACGGAAGUAGAUGGAGAUGACCAAACCCCAGAGGAGAAAGAAGAGCUGGAUGACAACGUUGCGUUUGACAAUCGAGUUGAGGACAUACAUUUCAUCGCCCGCCAAGAUGCUACACAGCAGGAUGUUGCAUCAGAGGGAGAAGCAAAACUGCCAGCACAGGAGCUCAUGUCAGAGGAAUCCAUAGUUGACGUAUGCGAACAUGCAGGAGAUCGGACCCUCCGGCCUCUCGGCGAACAACGCAGCGAAAGUCACGAUGGGUUCGAUCCAGAAGAAACUGCAGAAACUGCGACCGUUUUAGAUCAUGAGAGUGAAGACACAGACGCGAGUCCUAACAGAGAACUUGAAGAGCUGGGGAAGGUUGAAACAAAAGAGGCCACGGACAGCAGGCCGGAAGCACGUGAAGAUGAGAAACCCGUUACGGAAGAGUUCGAACUGGAUCGAAAUGGAAGCGUCAAAGAAUUGAAACAAGCCACGGAGAACGGGAUACUUUCUUCGGAGACGCAGUCGAUAACGAAGGAAGUGUUGUCCACUCGGAAAAAGGAUAACGCGUGGAUUAAAAUCAAGCAAGGAGAACCGGACGCAUCCGCCGAAAAAAGCCCCCAGCGAGAGAACGCCGUAAAAGCAGACCUCAAAGAAUCUUUAACCGACAACUUCAAUUUCGUCGCGAGGGACGCUUGGAUGAAGGAGCUCAAGUCAGUCAUCAAAGACGAAGUUCUUUCCAAAAAGAAAGACGACCGGGUGAAGAAAAAGAAGGUGGUGCUGUUGGAGGACGGACAGCCGUUCGUUCCUAUUCGGGACUGGCAGCCAGAGAUGCCACAGGAAAUGAUUUCCCCAAAAAUGGAGGGUAGUCUUUUGCCUCCCGCGCGGGACAACACAACGGCAACACCACAUGACCAGGACGAUGAGAUCUCACUUUACGUCAAGGCGGGCAGCGAUGGGGAGAGCAUCGGUAACUGCCCAUUUUCUCAGCGACUUUUUAUGAUCCUCUGGCUCAAAGGCGUCAUCUUCAAUGUCACCACCGUUGACCUCAAGAGAAAGCCUGCUGACUUACAAGACCUCGCUCCAGGCACCAACCCUCCAUUUAUGACCUUCAACGGAGAGGUCAAGAUUGAUGUCAACAAGAUCGAGGAGUUCCUAGAGGAGAAACUGGCCCCGCCGCGCUACCCAAGACUGUCACCGAAACAUCCAGAGGCCAACACAGCCGGCAUUGAUGUCUUUGCCAAGUUCUCUGCUUAUAUCAAGAACCCAAGGAAAGAAACCAAUGACGCCUUAGAGAAAGCACUGCUGAAGUCUCUUCGGCAUCUUGACGACUUCCUACGGACUCCCCUAGCAGCCGAGAUUGACUGCGAUGCCCCGGGAGACGUCCCAGAGUCCACCAGGAGUUUCCUGGACGGACCAGAGCUCACCCUGGCCGACUGCAACCUGCUUCCUAAAUUACACAUCCUGAAGGUGGUAGCCAAGAAAUAUCGUGGAUUUGAGAUCCCCGCAGAGAUGUCGGGCAUUUGGCGCUACUUGAACUGUGCCUAUCAGAGAGAGGAAUUCAACAACACCUGCCCAGCCGAGAGGGAAAUCGAGUUUGCCUAUGCCAAUGUUGUUAAAAAAGUUAAAUAAAAGCUACAGUUAUCCAGUAAUCGAGAUCGGAGGUGGGUAAAGUAUGGCUAGAGGGUAUUGGGUGAGGGGGG
Molecule: messenger RNA, 4078 nt
Organism: Hippocampus zosterae (dwarf seahorse)
Lineage: Eukaryota; Metazoa; Chordata; Actinopteri; Syngnathiformes; Syngnathidae
Exons: 7
Coding region: 381-4007 (1208 amino acids)
Source: RefSeq, a predicted model, not a curated record